AUGGCCACAGGAAAUACAAGACAGUCCAAGGUUUUCUAUAAGGGCCGGUCCGAGGACUUCGUUAUUUUCGUUGCAGACGUUAAUGCCAUGGAUAAAUGGAGGAAAGAUCGCUCAAUCCCACUGGCGCAGGUGAUGGAUGGGUGGAAGUGCACCGGCUUAGGCGAAGGAAUAAAUACGGGACCUGAAAGCUAG
Penicillium nucicola is the source of this 192-nucleotide messenger RNA. RefSeq names its product SBDS family protein. Lineage: Eukaryota; Fungi; Ascomycota; Eurotiomycetes; Eurotiales; Aspergillaceae. The coding region runs from base 1 to 192 and encodes 63 amino acids. The transcript is spliced from 2 exons. The record is from RefSeq and is a predicted model, not a curated record.